GCCAUGGCGAAUAAACAAGGACAAUAUUGGACGCACAGUUUAUCUGCAGGUGAAUAUCCAGAAUAUCAGUGGAACGAAAGCCACGUUCAACCGGGCAUUCAACCUUAUCUUCCUCAGUUCAUGUUUCCACCACCGCAGGCAUCACAGUUCAGCCAUGAAACAGUCAGAUCAGUAUCACCUCAGCCUGGUCCAAGUUUUUCUUCUUUGGAAACAGCUGCAGCCACGUUCAGUCAGUCGCGUGAAGGCACCGAAGGCGAAUCGAGAGCUCUUGUACGCUGGUCUAGAGCUGAUGUGCUGUUGUUAAUUUCCUGCUAUGUCGAACGCAGAGAACGAUUUAAAGAUAUAAACAAAAAGAACAAGUCCCUGUGGGAAGAAAUCAGCGAAGAAUUAAAGAAGAACGGAGUGUUCUUUAAUGCCAAGGCGUGUGAGACGAAAUUGAAAAAUCUGAAGAGAAGUUAUGUUGCUUGUGUUGAUCACAACAAAGUCAGCGGAAAUGACCGAAAGAAAUGCAACUUCUAUGACGAACUUCACGAAAUAUUUUCGAAAGAUGAUGCCAUCGCUCCAAAAACAUUGUGCAGCAACAUUGAUGGUAAACGGAGCAAAGAUGCAGUCAAGAGUGUUAAAAAUUCCAGUUCCACAUUGAGUUCCACAGGUAGUGACACAGAGGAGCCUGUGGUUACAAAAGCAAAGAAAAAGAAGUUACCAGAGCGGAAGAAAAGAGAAGACCUCGUUGGGCUCUUUAAGGAAUUUACACAAGACAGGAAAGAGGAAGAAAAGGAAAAGAUUAAAAAGUUUGAAAAUAUGCACAAUGAACGCAUGGCACUCAUCGGCCGAUUUUUGAAUGUUUUUGAAAAAUCAUUGAACAAAGAGUAACCUUGAUUCCAUAAUUUUUUAUUGUGUUGCAGAACAUGGGAUUAUUUGACCACAAACAUGAACAUAGAUACAGUAAACCUGAGUUUGUUGUCAGUAUUGAGUUAUCUAAAAGUUUAUUAUAUCAUACAUGU
Messenger RNA from Pocillopora verrucosa, 1004 nucleotides. The record is from RefSeq and is a predicted model, not a curated record. NCBI's taxonomy places the organism in Eukaryota, Metazoa, Cnidaria, Anthozoa, Scleractinia, Pocilloporidae.